AUGUCUUCUACCGCUCUUAUUGUUGGAUGUGUCUCUUUUGCAGAUGAUUAUCUCAAAGAACUCCAAAAAUCUCACACCAUAACUUACUCUACCUCUCGUUCAAGACAGGAGUUCUUUGACGACUGUGCUGGGAAAUACAAAGACGUAACUGCGAUCUACUAUUCUUCUGAGUCCCACGCUGUAACAGGUGUAUUUGACAAGGAACUUAUCGACCAUCUCCCUAGAGCUUUGAAAUUUAUUACGUUCUGCGCUGCUGGUUAUGAUUCCAUUGACGUGACUGCCUGUACCGCAAGAAACAUUAUGGUAUCCAAUACCCCCACUGCCGUAGAUGCUGCAACAGCCGAUAUUGCAGUACUAUUGAUCCUUAGCUGCUGUCGCAAUGCUAACCAAGCUUCGGAAAAUAUCCGUUCAGGCCGUUGGAGACACGGAAUGGCUAUGGGAAUUGAUCCCGAAGGCAAGACUUUGGGCAUUCUUGGUAUGGGAGGUAUUGGGAAGACAAUUGCCAAGCGGAUGUCUGGCUUUGAGAUGAAGAUUAUUUAUCAUAACCGUACACGACUUGAUAAGAAGACCGAGGAAAAGUAUAAUGCCACAUGGGUCGAUUUUGAGACUCUCCUCAGAACUUCGGACAUUAUUUCUGUCAGUGUUCCUUUAAACAAAGAUACAACCUCUCUUCUCAGCUAUCGUGAAUUUACUCUUAUGAAGGAUGGUGUUGUUUUGGUCAACACUGCACGAGGCAAGGUAAUCUGUGAAGACGCUUUGGUCAAUGCACUCGAGUCUGGAAAAGUUGUUUCUGCUGGUUUGGAUGUCUUUGAAGGCGAGCCAACUGUUCACCCAGGACUCUUGGCUCAUUCCAGAUCAGUCAUAUUCCCUCAUAUCGGAACAUUCACCAAAGAAUCCCAAAAGAAGAUGGAAAUGGUGGCUCUUGGAAAUCUUGAAGCUGCCUUGACAAGAAACACACUUAUAACCCCCAUUUCUGAGCACAAGAAGUUCUUUAAGAAUUAAAUAAGUCCAAGCCAAACAGUUACUGUGACUAUAUCACAUUUUGCCCCUUUCCCCCCUUUUUUUUAUUAUCGUUCACUUUUCUAUCAUUUUAUCGAACCUACCUUAUUACAUCAAAGAUAAAGAAUUGAUAAGAAAGAUCACACAAUAAAGUAAGCAAGCAACAGUGAUAAAAAAAGGGUAAAUUUUGUCGCGUG
Molecule: messenger RNA, 1196 nt
Organism: Phycomyces blakesleeanus NRRL 1555(-)
Lineage: Eukaryota; Fungi; Mucoromycota; Mucoromycetes; Mucorales; Phycomycetaceae
Exons: 5
Coding region: 1-1002 (333 amino acids)
Cellular component (GO): cytosol
Molecular function (GO): glyoxylate reductase (NADPH) activity; hydroxypyruvate reductase [NAD(P)H] activity; NAD binding
Source: RefSeq, a predicted model, not a curated record